AUGGCUGCUAUUUCUAAAAAAAAUUUAAAUGUCCUUUUCUUGGUAUAUAUAUGUUUGGUGAUGAUGCUGGUGGUUUCGGCGCGUGCUUUACCUUUAUUAACAGAGAAAGAUUCAAUUGAAAAGCGAGUAGAUCCAAAUUGCUCAGCAUUCGUAACGAAAACGCCAAACAGCAAAGGUGGCCUAAAACUAUUCAAGAAAGGCGACAUAAUUACAGUAACCUUGUUAAAAGGUCAAUCACUCGUCACAAAAAUCAGCGACGUUGAACUAUUCAACAACAAAGGCUUGUUAUCAAUCGUGGCUAACGGCCCAUGGUAUUUCGACAAGAAAGGCCAAGUUACUAUCAAGUUCAGGUUGAAUCCACCAACAGGAAACCCGAGUGCAAAGUUUGGACGUGGCCCUACUGAUGAUUACAAGUUUAUGUUACGCAGUUGGGGAAGUACUGAUGAAGGACCAAGUUGUACUACUUUUAGUGAUCCAUUUUACAUUGCAAAUUAG
Ambispora leptoticha is the source of this 495-nucleotide messenger RNA. The record is from the annotation of a GenBank genome assembly. Lineage: Eukaryota; Fungi; Glomeromycota; Glomeromycetes; Archaeosporales; Ambisporaceae.